AUUUAGGUGCGCGAUAAUAAUUGUGACUGAAUUAAGAGGUUCACACGUUUCCAUACCACCUGAAAGUCAGCAGGUGAAGAAUUGUGAUAUCGAUAUCGAACUGAACGAGCUUGAUAUGGGAAUGCACAGAAGGACGUGGACUGCAUUAAUUGAUCUUGCUGGACUCCUGGGUACCGAAGAAACCGAACACGAUUGCACGGAAAUAGAGGAAAACCUUGAGAAAGAUCUCACGAUCAAGUCAAUGCUGGUUCCGUUCUGUGUUGGAUCUGCUGUGCGGGUACGGUCAUUACGUAUCGAUAUGAAUUAUCCAGCGAACUCCACGCGGUUGGGUGUAAUUCGCCUCGAGAAUGCUGUUGUGUCUUCGAAGUUGAAUUUGUACCAAGCGCAAGAAACGCUAUCGAUUUGUAUACUAGUCGAUGGGCUGCGGGUCGACGAUCGUACUCCAUACUAUUCGGAAUUGUACCCGGAAAAGAUGAUACUGUGUGACGGAAACAAUGUGGUACCAAGCCAUGCGGAGAUCAGAAUAGUAAAAUUCUUGGGAGAAGAUGCUAACCGUGAGUGCGAUCUGCGCUUGAGCGUCACCGUACCGGAGACAAUGAGGCUAUACUAUAUACACACUCAUAGGUACUUCUGUGGGUUGCUGGACUUUUGGCUGCAUUUCAAUGAGUUGCAGGAUCAAGUGGCAAAAGUCAAACGUAGAAAUGUGAUCGAUGGCGUUCGCUCGAAGGUUGCCCUGGAUUUGAAUGUGAAAUGCCCAACAAGUGUCGUCUUCCCUCUUAACCAGUGUAGCGAUCAGCUAUUGGUUCUCGAAUCUGAAGGGGUUCGACUGAGCAAUAAGUUCAAACGAAUGAGUGAAAUGGAGAGCGAAUUCCAGAAGAACUGCAUUGAAACUGACUUUGGAUACGAUCCAUCCGUCGAUUGUCUGCUGGACUGCCUGAAUGUAAUGUUGCCAGAGGUUAGCAUUUACGAGGGGAAGCGGUUCAUGAUGGCGAACAGGAAAGAGGACAAGACAUCUCGCUCACUUGGUCGUGAAGCGUUUGAGUCGUUCGAGAUAAUCAUGGCGCUGGAUUCGGUUUUCAGUCGACGAUUUGAUCUUUCUGUGGAUGUGUUCAGAAAUCUCGAUGGAAUUCUUUCACAUAAUGCACCUGAUCUCUCCGUUGUGGCCAGUAUCAGCAAGCUCACGUGGCGUAUCACUUCCGACUUCUACAUUCUAUUUCGAGGUGUCCUUGAAAAGAAUUUCGGUGAUCCGCUUAUCCCCAUACCGGAAACGAUUCCGAUGGAGAUUCUGCAGAAACCUACAACUGGCUGUGUUCGUUUCGAAGUGGGCUGCGUUAAUAAGUAUGCAACUCUUUCUUUUCGGUUACUGUUUGACAACGUGGAAUUGGAUUGUCUGGUUCCACAAACCAGCUCUCACCCACCGCCAACAUCCUUAUUCGGAAAGCCAUUCACGCCAUUCGCUAAAAUGCAGUUGCAUAGUGCUCGAGUCAGUUUCGAUGUCUUCAUUGACGGUCAAAGUGAAUUGGAUCUCGUAUGUGAGAGCGCCAAUCUUAUUGACACUCGAGAAGUACAAUUGGGAAGUGGAACGAAGAACAUGUUCAACACAAUUUUGCGGCCUCGUGAAUCGUCAAAUAAAAACUAUCAGUUGAUGUCCGAAGCCCAUAUAAUGAUGCGAAAAGACGAAGUACCGGUAGUUACGUUGGUGCUGAUGUAUUCACGUGUACUGAUGUUCUACGACUGGUUAAACGACGCAAAAGAGUUUGUGAUGUUGAGCUCCGACUUUGUUCCAAAAUACAGUGACGACGUAGGGCGCACAGUGGUGAAUGGUGGAGUCGUAGGCCGUAUGGGACGAGUGCCAUCGGGACAACAACAGACGUUAGCUUUGAAGAUCACUCUGAGAGACUCGGACCUGUACCUGCUUGAGAAUCCAAGUAGGAGUAAUAGCUUUGCCGUCGUGGUGAACACUAGCGCCGUGUUGAAUGUCAGCGAUCCUGGCGGAGUUAUGGCGUUCAAUUUGGAGAUUCAGAAAUGUAUAUAUUUUGCUUCUGGCUUACAGAAUAUGAGUAUCAGCUGGUGCUGUAUGCAAAAUGAAGAAGCAACCUUGAAUCAGUGCUCGAAUGAGUUCUCAAUCGCUGUUAGCAUGGCUAUGAAUAGUUCAGUGACGGAAGACCCUAAUAAACGGCGAGGAUUGCCUUCUCUGACGCAAAAGAGGCAUAUGAUAGAGGUUUAUAUAAAUGGAAUGAUCGGAAGGCUAUCGUAUAAAGACGUGCGAGUUCUUCGUAAUGCAGUGGACGGGUAUAUGGAGAAUCUGAAACAGAACAGUGGCGUUACAAUGAUACCCGUCAUUGGAAUACCACCGAAACCGAAAAACAUUGAAAUUGGCCGUAUCAUGAUAAAAUCCGAGAGGAUAGAUUUAUGGCUGUUGGAUGAUUUCCAGGGUAGUUCGAUCCCGUUGCUGCGGAUGUCAUUGCUGAGGUAUAUUACAGAUUUGUCAAUCGAUCGGCAAUCAGAGGAUCGUUUGGUAUCGAAUUUCUCGAUAUCCGCAGAUUAUUUCAAUCAAAGAGUUUUUGGAUGGGAGCCAAUGGUUGAAAAGUGGUCUGUAUUGCGGUUACUCUUGACAAGGAAAGAGAACACAAGGAAUAUGGAUCUGAUUGCGGAAUCACGGUCCACACUCGAUAUCAAUAUCACCGAGCAACUUAUGCAGCAAGCUGUUCAGAUUGCCUCACGAUGGCCGCUGAUCCGUUCAUCAUUUGAGAGAGACGAUUUCAGAAAUUCUUGUGCUCGCUCGCGAUCAGAUCAUUUACCAUACCUUUUCAAGAAUCAAACAGGCUGCGAUGUCGUUUUCAGCACUGCUGUGGAGGACAUCCAAAUUGCAAGAACGACGCAGAGGAAAGCCAGUGUACGAUGGAUCAGCGUGGCAAAAGACAAGGAGCAUACGUUCGAAUUUCCACCCCGACUUCUGCUUUACUCGCAUUCCGAGCGUGAACCACCUCGUCAGUUGAUUGUCCGCGUUUCUGGUUGGGAUGAGAUCUCGCCGGUGAACGUGGAUGCGUGUGGAACAUAUUUUCGCUUGGUGAAAGGCGUGAAGAGAGGCAUUCCAAUGGCUCGUGUGGUUAUUCAAGUGACGAUGGAAAAGGACGGGAAAAAAGUUGUUGCCAUUCGAUCGUCCAUAGAUGUGCACAAUCAGUUGCCUCAUCAACUGGCAAUUUAUUCAGCUGAAGACAAGCGAGAACUGAUGAUUGUGGACCCGAUACAAACGAAACCGAUUCCAUUACCGUUUGCCCAUUGUCAGUUCUUAAUGAGUCCAGUGGGCUGUCAAGUGCUGGAGAAGGCUGAAGGAUCCUGGUUGAAAGUUCGUGCAGCUGGUGACACACUAAAUCGCACUCAACGAUUGGAGACAUCUGACAAAAACAACCACUACUGGUUGUGCACUGCUGUACGUCGCGAGCAUUACCCCGAUCAAGAGUCGUUACCGGGUCAUUCUAUUUUCGUAGUGGCACCUCUCACAUUGCAGAAUUUGCUGCCGGUUGAUGUUGAAAUUCACGUUGUCGAUAAAGUUUUUCCUAUUGCGGCGGGUAAACAGCUGCUGAUUACAUCGGUGGAUAUAACUAAACCACUAUCGAUUCGGGUGGUAACCGAUCGGUUACGAACUGUACAGGAAUGCUACAUAUCCAAAUCGAGUGUAGGGGAAGGUCAACUGGUUUCGCUGAGGUUACACGAUGCCAGUGGUCGUCCGCUUGAUAUGUACGGUAACGUGCAUAUUGGAACCGGUGGUUCGAUCUCGUUCUCUUUAUGGGUACCGUACUGGAUAGUGAAUAAGUCAGGCAUCCCAUUGAUUCUCAAGCAAGAAGCUGCAAGUAGUGAGGCUGCAGGCCAGAUGUCCGAACACGAACGAGCAAAGGACAGGAAUCCAUUGAUGUUUAGUUUUGCUGACGACGGAUGCCCAAAACAGUGUGUCGUACGUGUAGGACGCGGAUUAGCGAAGGAACCAUACUAUGUGCCACGCUAUAGCCAGAAGUUUGCAUUAACUCCCGGUGUACAGGCGUUGAAAUUGAAUGUCGUACAUGAGAGUCUGCCCACUCUUUAUUACAAUAUUGGUGUGGAAGUUCGAGCAGGUACGGGUCGUUACAAAGACACCCAGGUGGUUCUACUUACACCUCGUUAUGUGAUCAGUAACCAGUCGUCGUAUGCAAUUUCUGUUUGUCACCAUGAUCUCAUUGAUCGGCCUUCUGAACACGUGCAUAUUGCUUCGCAAUGCAGUCUGGUGUGGAACGAGAACUAUGAAGAUUGCCGACAAAUGUGUGUCCGGCGAAGUGACGUACGCCACUGGAGUUGUCCAUUCCGGAUAGACCGCAUUGGAUCGUUCCAUAUUACGAUGAGGGAUUCGGAUGAAACCCCAAGAUUUGUACGUGUUGAAGUGAUCCUGAACAGCGCGGUAUUCUGCGUGACGUUCACGGAUGCCGAAUAUUACCCACCACCUAUUCGGAUAGAUAAUCAAUCAGACGUUCCUGUUUUGUAUCAGCAGCAGUCGGAAGGUCCAAUAGGGCAACACCUGAGAACAAUAUGCAAAGCUCGUAGCCACAUCGAUUACGCUUGGGAUGAUCUUUACGGAAGCCGACGGAUCGUACUGCAGGUGUACGAGAACAAAAGCCAUGUCUAUGAUCCAUCGAUGCCGGGAAUAGGUCCACAACUCGUCUACGAAAACAAUGUGUACAUUCAACUGGCCUCAUCUUUCAACGAUUUUAAUGUUACCGGAAACAAGAAAACGGAUGAGUGUGAGUUGGUGCUGGAAACAAUGCAAAAAGGAAAAGUUAUGUUGAAUAAGCAGAACAGGAUUGAUGCAAACAACGGCAACCAGCUAUGGGUAAUAUGCAGAGACGGGUGUAUAGAAAACGUUGGGAUGUCGCAUCGUUCGAAAACUCGAACUGUUCUGGAUGUUCUGGAGAGAAUGGGUUUUCAAUUGAUGAUGACCCCACGCUCGUCAUCUCGUGACCGUUUCCAGAAAUGGACUUUAUCCCCGGUUCGUUGGAAGAAAUUAAAAAUGCUGGCGGCUUCUAAGCAAAUUAAAUAUAGCUUUGUAGGUAUAUCCAUUGAGGUAUGGCAAGUCCAACGACAGAGACCAGGUAGUGGUACUUUGGAAGUCGAGUGUUUGCACAGUGGACCUACUCUGGUUGUACGCAUAACUGAUCGAGAAGAUCGCAUGAGGACCCUGUCAAUGCCCACGAUGCCGAAGCCAACAAAUUCAGCGGGCUUGGAAGUUAACGUGACGAUGCGAGCCGGUAUUGGUGUUUCGUUGGUUAAUGGAUCGCAUGAGGAACUGUUGUAUGCGCGAUUUGGUGGAAUUGUGCUAAGUGCACGGCGUAUGGAUGAAACUUACCAGUUGACUGGAAGUGUGGAUGUUAUUCAGAUUGAUAACCAGCUCCUGAAUUCCGAUAAAUGGCAAGUCUUAUACUGUCAACCAGAGGUUUCUGGUACCGCAAGGCCAGCUCUAAAGUUGGAAAUGAAUUGCACCCCCAUGAAGCAUUACGACGCGUUCGAUUGCUUCCGCUUGAAGUUGUGUGAUUUGGAUGUUCAACUGGACGAAUUACUGCUCUGGAAAUUGGUGCAGUUUGCACAGGCAACGGAAGCAGCAUCCAGUGUGCAGCACAGGACCUUGAGCUUACCACCCAAUACAGACUUGGAACGAACGGAUCCAUUACGAACAAGACGAUGGUACUUUGGUACGCUGGAUCUGGAGAUGGGGCAGAUAUCAUUAAGUGUUGUGACCGUAUCGAAGUCAAGCCUCCCACCCGAAUGUCGGCAACUGAAGCAGCAGUUCAAUAUGAAAUUGGUAUCCUUCGAAAACGCUGCAGUGUAUUUACCACCGUUUCGACAAUUUCAUUACUUCGAGACGAGCUCUUUCCUGUUGGAGAGUCUUCAAAAGUUCUACUUUGCUGAACUCCAAAAGCAGACCCUCAAUAUUGUGGUGACUUUGGAUGCAUUCGGUAAUCCGCAAGGCCUGGUGACGGAUCUGAAGGAUUCUUUCCAGGGUCUUUUUAUCGAAGGUAACUUGCAAAGGUUCGUUGCUGGCCUCGGUUACGGUGUGUCGAAUAGCAUAUCGAAAGUGGGUGUUCUUGAGUUAACAUUGUUGCCUUAUAUCCAUCCGGACCCUACAACGGCUUUUCAGCUGGCAUCAUCGGCGGCAUCAGGAGUUGGAGCAUUGACUUUCGAUCAAGAGCAUGAAGCAAAACGUCGUCAUAACAUGAUUCGGUCUCAUAGCACAACGACAACACCUCUUUCGCAUCUCUAUUCUGGUGUGAAAGGUCUUGGUGUUGGUGUUCUGGGUGGAAUGACGGCAAUAGUCACGAAUACGAUAGCCGAAAGUCGUAAAAGUGGUAUUGUGACGGGAGCCAUUCGUGGCAUCACGACAGGAGCUGUUGACACAGUGACCAAACCAGUUCAAGGGCUGUUUGAUCUUGUUGAAGGAACAGCAUCGGCAAUGAAGGAACUCGCUGGACCUGCUACUGGUAGUGGACGAAGUAGAGUACGACCGCCGAGGCUUUGUCGAAAUCUGUAUCACCUGUUGCCGCCCUAUUCCAUUCAAUUGGCCAACGCACAAAUGGAGAUGAUGCGAAUCAACGGCUAUUCGACGAAAGAGAGGUUACUUGACGUGGAAGUUUGCCUGGAACAGUUCAAGGGAGACGGCCUUAUUCGGCACUAUGUAUUGAUCUCGACACGUCAGUGCUACGUAUGUCAGCAGGUCAACUCAGAACCAUCGCAUGUGAUUUCUCGUAUUCCGUAUAAAUACCUAAGGAAUGUACAGCCACGUCCGGAACUCGAGAAUUCAUUGGCUAGUUUAGAAGUGAUCUUGGACACUGAUGAUCGGCGAACUCGACCAUCUCACGUAUGGUGUGGUCGAUUUGAAGUGGCACGUCGUCUAGCUGAGAAGGUUAUGCGAGCAAAACAUGAAUAUGAUCACAGUAAACGAACCCUCACAGGACAGGAUUGUAUGGCGGCUCUUGUCUUGUGGGACGAAAGAGCUCAACGUGAACGACGUCAGGAAGGAGUCAAAUACCGUUUGAAAUCCAUUCAACAACAACAGAAUAUGCAGGAAUAUCAGGAGCAAAAACAGCGAUACGAAGAUUACAAGAAAGCUCACUCUCUCUGA
Haemonchus placei is the source of this 7144-nucleotide messenger RNA. Lineage: Eukaryota; Metazoa; Nematoda; Chromadorea; Rhabditida; Trichostrongylidae. The record is from the annotation of a GenBank genome assembly.